CACGGCCGGCGUGCUUCCGGAGUAGGGAUCUGAGUGUGUGGGUCGAGCCCGUUGGGACGUGGAGGGGACCGGGCAGAACAGGGUCGUCAACCUUAGUUUGUGUAAAGGCACGGACUCCCUGCAAAGGAGAGCUGGACAUCAAAACCCGAGACUGAGAUCCCACCUGGAGGGACGCUGUCUAGGAAACUUGCCAAUGUUCAAGAGUCGCAGGCUGAGCGUCUGAGAUGGAAGAUGCCUUUGAACAGAUCAAGGUGUAAUCAGAGCCUGGUGACAAGUUACUACAGACUUCCCUCAGCACGAGCAUUGCCUCUGCAUUCUUUAGAGGUGGAUAGGAAUGUCACUAGCAUCCAGAAGCCAGAAGCAGAAAUCCCUAUGCUGAGAACCUCCUACAUCCAAGAGGCAGAUCUGUAACACAGGAGAUGGAAAGAAGUGGCAGCAGCAUUGCCAAGAGACCAGCACAAGAUCUGCCCUGUCCAGAACCUGUCCUUCUCCAAGGGGGACAGACGGAUAAAGAGGGACUAACCCCUCUACUCCCAUCAGCCAGGUUUCAGGAAUCAUUGACCUUGAAGGAUGUGAUUGUUGACUUUACCCAGGAAGAAUGGAAACACCUGGACCCUGUGCAGAGGAGUCUUUUCAGAGAUGUGACUCUAGAGAAUUACACACACCUGGUCUCUAUAGGACUUCAAGUUUCCAAACCUGAUGUGAUUUCCCAUUUAGAACAAGGGACAGAGCCAUGGCUGGUGGGAGGAGUAGGUACUUUUGAAGAGUGGAAGAUAAAGCCUGAAAAUAAUGCAUCAGUCCCAAAGUUAAACAUUUCUGAAGAAAAACCAUCUCUAUCAGGAAUAAUGGAAAAACUCAAAAUAGAUAAUCAUGGGAGUUCCAAUCUCUUAGAAACUUGUGAACUUGAAGGGAGUCUAGAUUGGCAACAAGCAAAUCGGCUAACACUUUCAAGGGAAAGAAAAAUCACUGAAAAGAUAGCACAUACUCAGGAGAAAGGCCCGAUACAUAACGAAUACAUGAAAAGCAUCAAUAUGAGUUCAAACCUUGUUACACACCAAGAAAUGUCUUCACAAGAAACCCCUCUUAAAUGUGAUGAACACAAAACAAGUGUCAAACAGAAUUUAGAUCCAAUUAAAAAAGAGAAAUCUUGUAAAUGUAAUGCAUGUGGGAAAACUUUUAGUUAUUGUUCAGCUCUUAUUCGCCACCAGAGAUCCCACACUGGAGAAAAACCCUACAAAUGUAAUGAAUGUGAGAAAGCCUUCAGCAGAAGUGAAAACCUUAUAAAUCAUCAAAGAAUUCAUACUGGAGAUAAACCAUAUAAAUGUGAUCAGUGUGGAAAAGGCUUCAUUGAGGCACCAUCUCUUACUCAACAUCAAAGAAUUCAUACUGGAGAAAAGCCCUAUAAAUGUGACGAAUGUGGAAAAUCAUUUAGUCAGAGGACCCAUCUUGUUCAGCAUCAUAGAAUUCAUACUGGUGAGAAACCAUAUACAUGUAGUGAGUGUGGAAAGGCUUUUAGUCAGAGGGGCCAUUUUAUGGAACACCAGAAAAUCCAUACAGGAGAAAAACCUUUUAAAUGUGAUGAAUGUGAUAAAACCUUCACCAGGAGCACACACCUUACUCAGCAUCAAAAAAUUCAUACUGGAGAGAAAACCUAUAAAUGUAAUGAAUGUGGCAAGGCCUUCAAUGGACCUUCUACUUUUAUCCGACAUCAUAUGAUUCACACUGGUGAAAAGCCCUAUGAAUGCAAUGAAUGUGGGAAAGCCUUCAGCCAGCACUCAAACCUUACUCAACACCAGAAAACACAUACUGGAGAGAAACCCUAUGAUUGUGCAGAAUGUGGGAAAUCCUUUAGUUACUGGUCAUCCCUGGCUCAACAUCUGAAAAUUCAUACUGGAGAAAAGCCUUACAAAUGCAAUGAAUGUGGGAAGGCCUUCAGUUAUUGCUCAUCUCUUACUCAACAUCGUAGAAUUCACACCAGAGAAAAGCCUUUUGAGUGCAAUGAAUGUGGAAAGGCUUUCAGUUAUCUCUCAAACCUUAAUCAACACCAGAAGACUCAUACCCAAGAGAAAGCCUAUGAAUGUAAGGAAUGUGGAAAAGCCUUUAUUCGGAGUUCAUCUCUUGCUAAACAUGAGAGAAUUCACACUGGAGAGAAACCCUAUCAGUGUCAUGAAUGUGGGAAAACCUUCAGUUACGGCUCAUCCCUUAUUCAGCAUAGGAAAAUACAUACUGGAGAAAGACCUUACAAGUGUAAUGAAUGUGGAAGAGCGUUCAACCAGAACAUACACCUUACACAACAUAAGAGAAUUCAUACAGGAGCAAAGCCUUAUGAGUGUGCUGAAUGCGGUAAAACCUUUCGUCAUUGUUCCUCUCUUGCUCAACAUCAAAAAACUCAUACAGAAGAAAAACCCUAUCAGUGUAACAAAUGUGAUAAGGCCUUCAGCCAGAGUUCACAUUUGACUCAGCAUCAACAAAUUCACACUGGAGAGAAGCCCUAUAAGUGCAAUGAAUUUGACAAAGCCUUUAGUCUGAGUACUCAUCUGACAGAACAGCACAAUACUCACCUUGGAGAGAAACCUUGUAACUAUAAUGAAUGCAGGAAAACUUUCAGCCAGCACAUUUACCUCAUUCAGCAUCAGAGAAUUCAUUCAGGGGAGAAGCUUUCUGGAUGUAAUGAUUGUGGAAAAGCAUUUAGAUAUCGUUCCGCUCUCAGCAAACAUCAGAAUCUUCAUCCUGGUAUAUGACUUUUCUAGCUACAUCAUUAAUUUAGGGAGAUAACUUUAAUUUAUCUUUUUGUUAAAUGCUGAAGGAUCAAAAUGGAUUGAGAAAAAAUAUUUUAAGCUUUUCCAUUCACAUGAAUUGAAAGUACAUUGGAUUAAACUAAUCCAAUUAUGUGACAUUGGGAAACACAACCAUUUUGAACUUCAGUUUCCUUAUCUGUGAAAUCUAAAAUUUGGAGUAUAUGAUGUCAAAGUUACUUUGGAGUUUUAUAUGUCUACAAUAUAUUAUUGAAUAGUGUUGUUAUACAUCAUAACAGGUAGAAUAUGUAUAUUACAUCUCGAAUGUGUGUUUAUGCAUGUUUUGCCAACAGAAGGCAUUUGUGCAUCAGUAACUAUAAUGGAGGUUUGUUACUGUGUUCUAGCAUACUUGUUAUGUAGGUAACCAUUUUCUAAUAAAAAGAAUUCAUAAUA
Molecule: messenger RNA, 3188 nt
Organism: Echinops telfairi (small Madagascar hedgehog)
Lineage: Eukaryota; Metazoa; Chordata; Mammalia; Afrosoricida; Tenrecidae
Gene: ZNF184
Product: zinc finger protein 184
Exons: 8
Coding region: 420-2741 (773 amino acids)
Biological process (GO): regulation of transcription by RNA polymerase II
Molecular function (GO): DNA-binding transcription factor activity; RNA polymerase II cis-regulatory region sequence-specific DNA binding
Source: RefSeq, a predicted model, not a curated record